Messenger RNA from Diprion similis, 1327 nucleotides. Its product is annotated as histone H3.3A. Lineage: Eukaryota; Metazoa; Arthropoda; Insecta; Hymenoptera; Diprionidae. The record is from RefSeq and is a predicted model, not a curated record. Gene Ontology annotation, molecular function: DNA binding; protein heterodimerization activity; structural constituent of chromatin. The transcript is spliced from 3 exons. Gene Ontology annotation, cellular component: nucleosome. Bases 158 to 568 code for a protein of 136 amino acids.
GACCCGCGUAUAAGUUCUGAGCCAUUCGCGAUGCAGCUUCCAGAGUAGGGGGAAAACUCGGAGAGAGUACGAGAGUACUCACUGCCAUCGAAGUAGAAGGAGUUAAAACUCAAGCUCUAUAUUUUCUAGCAAAUUUCGUGCGUCAAAGUUAUAAGCCAUGGCUCGUACUAAGCAAACAGCCCGUAAAUCAACGGGUGGAAAAGCUCCCCGUAAACAGUUGGCUACUAAAGCAGCCCGUAAAAGUGCUCCCUCAACUGGGGGUGUAAAGAAACCUCAUCGUUACAGGCCGGGUACCGUAGCUCUUCGUGAAAUCAGAAGAUACCAGAAGUCGACUGAGUUGCUGAUCCGGAAAUUGCCAUUCCAACGUUUGGUGCGUGAAAUAGCGCAAGACUUCAAGACUGAUCUGCGUUUCCAGAGUGCAGCCAUCGGCGCCCUGCAAGAAGCUUCUGAAGCUUAUCUGGUCGGUCUGUUUGAAGACACUAACCUCUGCGCUAUUCACGCCAAACGCGUCACCAUCAUGCCUAAGGAUAUACAAUUGGCUCGACGAAUCCGAGGAGAGCGUGCUUGAAGUGGGGCGGUUGAAUUUCAUGCAUACCAAUUAAUAUUAUUAUUAAUAUUCAUUAUAAUUGAUGAAAUCAGAUGUUCAUUGAUAUCUAUAUUGUCUCUUGUAUUUUGCCUUGUAUCGAAUGUUUUAGACGUAAUUAACACACGUACACACACACUCACACGCUCAUUCGUACAUACGCACUUGUAUCCGAUACAUAAAGUUUGACUAAUAACGGUUUUACUAACAUUAUUAUUAUGAUUAUUGUUACUACUAUUAAUUGUUCAAGCAUAUUCACACAGAGCAGCUGUACAUAUUCGAAUACCACCAUUCUAUUGUCUCUCCUUUAUUUUCACUGUAACGUUUAAUAACAUUUAUCCAAUGGCUCGUUAAGAGUUGAUUUUGAAAAUGUCAACUUUAAUUGAAUUCUUUCGAUAUUGCAUUUAGAUGUCAUUGUUAUUUUCAUUAUAUUGUCGAACAAGAUUAAAUAUUUCAUACUUUUUUUCUGAAUUAGCACUAAAUUCAAUAUAUUCCCACCCCAAAGUGAAGUAACUGAAGUGGUUGGGCAGUGUCAUUAAACCCUAUCAUCAUCACACAACAUUAUACAACAAGAGUAUAAGUGUACUUUAGAAUUUAAGUGUCUGUUUGUUUAGUACUAGAUCAAUUGUACUGGUCUCAGAUUUGGUUAUGUUUACGAAUAAGUUACGUAAUUGAUUUUAAUUUACUUGUGUGUUCAAUUUUCUGUGCAGAAUACAUAUUUCGUAAAUAAAUUCUCUAAAUUCA